AUGGGUCUCUUCUCAAGUUUCCUCGCAAGUUUCUGCGAGCAUUGCUCGACGCAGUCAAUCUACACUCUAUUCAGCGUCGGGGCCCUGUCCUUCAUUGCGCUAUCAGUGGUGAUCAAUGUGCUACGCCAAUUACUCUUCAAGAAUCCCCAUGAGCCCCCUGUGGUUUUCCACUGGUUCCCCUUUGUUGGAAGCACUAUCAGCUAUGGCAUGGAGCCGUACAAGUUCUUCAACGAGGCACGCGCAAAGUAUGGCGACAUCUUCACAUUUGUGCUCCUGGGCAAGAAGACCACGGUCUACCUAGGCACCAAAGGCAAUGAGUUCAUCCUCAAUGGCAAGCUUCGCGAUGUGAACGCCGAAGAGGUUUACUCCCCCCUCACCACCCCCGUCUUCGGUCGUCAUGUCGUCUACGAUUGCCCCAACGCUAAGCUCAUGGAGCAGAAGAAGUUUGUGAAAUUUGGUCUUACCUCCGAGGCACUCCGGUCCUACGUCCCAUUGAUUGCCAAUGAAGUCGAUGAAUUUGUGAAGAACUCUCCAGCUUUCCAGGAUCCCAAGGGCACUUUCAAUGUAUCCAAGGUUAUUGCCGAGAUCACGAUCUACACAGCAUCCCGCUCGCUGCAAGGACAGGAAGUCCGGGACCGGUUUGAUUCCACCUUCGCUGAAAUGUACCACGAUCUCGACAAGGGUUUCGCUCCUAUCAACUUUAUGCUGCCUUGGGCUCCGCUCCCCCACAAUCGCAAGCGCGAUGCUGCACAGAAGAAGAUGGCUGAAACAUAUAUGGAUAUUAUCAAGGCGCGCCGUGCAUCUGGUGACAAGAAGAACUCCGAGGACAUGGUUUGGAACCUGAUGUCGUGCACCUACAAGGACGGUACCCCGAUCCCCGAUGAGGAGGUCGCCCACAUGAUGAUCGCAUUGCUUAUGGCCGGCCAGCACUCUUCGUCCUCUACUGCGGCUUGGAUCGUUCUGCGCCUGGCCACAUGCCCUGAGCUUAUGGAAGAGCUUUACGCAGAACAGCUCAAGGUUCUCGGCUCCGAUCUUCCUCCUCUUACUCACGAAGGCGUUCAGAAGCUCGACUUACAUUCCAAAGUGAUCAAAGAGACUCUCCGUAUUCAUGCUCCUAUUCACUCCAUCAUCCGUGCCGUCAAGAACCCCAUGGUCGUGGAAGGCACUCCCUAUGUUAUUCCCACCACUCACAAUCUCCUGUCUUCGCCCGGUGUUACCGCCCGCUCUUCGGAAUAUUUCCCUGAACCUCUGAAGUGGAAUCCCCACCGCUGGGAUGAGGCUGAGAUCCCCAAGGACGAAGAUGAGGAGCAGAUUGACUAUGGCUAUGGACUCGUCACCAAGGGUACCAACAGCCCCUACCUGCCUUUCGGUGCUGGCCGCCAUCGCUGUAUUGGUGAGCAGUUCGCCUAUGUGCAGCUUAGCACAAUUCUGGCUGCCUUGGUGAGACAUUUCAAGUUCUCCACCCCUAGCGCCGAGACGCCCUUCCCUGAGACAGACUAUUCGUCCCUGUUCUCCAAACCUUUGGGUACAUCCUUUGUUCAGUACGAGAAGCGUGGAGUUAAAGCAUGA
This is a messenger RNA of Penicillium bovifimosum, 1569 nucleotides long. Its product is annotated as cytochrome P450. The transcript is spliced from 4 exons. Gene Ontology annotation, biological process: ergosterol biosynthetic process. NCBI's taxonomy places the organism in Eukaryota, Fungi, Ascomycota, Eurotiomycetes, Eurotiales, Aspergillaceae. Gene Ontology annotation, molecular function: oxidoreductase activity, acting on paired donors, with incorporation or reduction of molecular oxygen; monooxygenase activity; heme binding. Bases 1 to 1569 code for a protein of 522 amino acids. The record is from RefSeq and is a predicted model, not a curated record.